Messenger RNA from Exaiptasia diaphana, 1244 nucleotides. Its product is annotated as methyltransferase-like protein 4. Lineage: Eukaryota; Metazoa; Cnidaria; Anthozoa; Actiniaria; Aiptasiidae. Bases 1 to 1188 code for a protein of 395 amino acids. The record is from RefSeq and is a predicted model, not a curated record. Gene Ontology annotation, cellular component: RNA N6-methyladenosine methyltransferase complex; nucleus. The transcript has 10 exons. Gene Ontology annotation, molecular function: methyltransferase activity; nucleic acid binding.
AUGAAACUAAGAAGUUUUUUGGACAUUUUGGUUCAGUUUUUCACCCUGGCUAUAAUCUCUAGAUCUGACCAUGGUUAUUUAAUUGAUCAUGAAGCUGCUAUWAAUAGAGAUGUCCAACCGCUAAAWYACGAAUKUAAGGCAGGACUUUUUGAUCUGUGGCGACCCUAUAUUGAAACUGCCUCCCUCUCGCCCAAGCGUAAAAGGAAACGAACURCKCUMYUGAAUGAGCAACAGAUCAAAGCAGAUGAAGAACACAGCAAGAUCAAAGAUGUUUUAUCUGCUUCUACAUCGCUUAUUGUCAGAAUUGGUAGAGAAUUGUGUUAUUUCAAAGAUGAAGUCAAGAACAACUGUCAUGGUGUUCUAAGAGAGAGAGCUCAGACUUUUCCAGUAACAAAGGAAGUUGUAGAACAUGUCAGUGAAAGUCCAUCAAUGGUUCAGUUACAAGAUGGCUGGUACAUCAUACCACCAAGAGCUGCUUAUCUGAUAUCAGAUGUUACCUCUCUACAGCCAUUAAUUGAUUAUACCAAAUUAAARGGUUUAUUUGAUGUCAUUGUCCUGGAUCCUCCAUGGUACAACAAGUCAGCRAAGAGAAGUGGGAGGUAUUCUUUUCUAUCUCUCUGGCAGAUCAAAAACCUUCCCAUACCCAAGUUKMUCAAUAGUCAAGGUCUUGUUGUUGUGUGGGUUACUAACAARCCAAAAUAUAUUGACUUCACUAAAAGAGAACUCUUUGAUCACUGGGGAAUAGAAUACUUAGCUGAGUGGCAUUGGGUCAAAGUCACAAAAACUGGACAGUUGGUUGUUGAUUUAGAUUCAAAGCAUAAGAGACCUUAUGAAACACUCAUUCUUGGAAGGCUUAGUAAACCUGUAGUACAAGAUAGUCCUUUGCAAAACAAUACAGAAAUAUGUACAAGUCAACAAAGUGCUACCAGCGARAAUCAAUGCACAAAUGCACAAUACCAGAAGCCCAUACCAGAGCAUGUGGUGAUAUGUAGUGUACCAUGCCAAAUCCACUCUAGAAAACCACCUUUGAAAGAUAUAUUAUUGGAUUACAUGCACCCAGAUGUGCGGUGUUUGGAAAUGUUUGCUCGAAAUUUAACAGCAGGCUGGACUAGCUGGGGAAAUGAGGUUCUCAAAUUYCAGAGUACAGACUACUUUGAUAACAUUAAUGUGUCAUCCAAGAAWMGYUGACAAWAURAAUUUUGUAUAUAGUAACUAAUAAAAUAUUUUUUUAAUCCUGAAAAUAA